Plasmodium vivax (malaria parasite P. vivax) is the source of this 2519-nucleotide messenger RNA. RefSeq names its product poly(A)-binding protein, putative. The transcript has 9 exons. The record is from RefSeq and is a predicted model, not a curated record. Bases 56 to 1234 code for a protein of 392 amino acids. NCBI's taxonomy places the organism in Eukaryota, Apicomplexa, Aconoidasida, Haemosporida, Plasmodiidae. Gene Ontology annotation, molecular function: RNA binding.
GAUACCUUCGUAAUCCCCAAUUUUUUAUACUUUUGAAUAAAUUAUAGCGUACUACAUGUUGGAAGAUUUGGAAAACAAAAUGGAAUGGAAUAAAAACUUUCAAGCGAACAGCAUAUUUGUGUAUAAUUUUCCAAGUGAAUGGAUGGAAAAUGACAUCAAAAAAAACUUCAUGAUUUUCGGAACCAUAAACAAUGUCAUAAUAGACAAGGACAUAAACAUGUACGCCUACAUCCAGUUCCACGACGGCGAGGCGUGCCAAAAGGCGAUGGAAGUUAUGAAUGGGAAGGAAGUGAGCGGGAAGGUUCUGAAGGUCACUGCCAGGAAAGUGGUGGAAGAGUGCAUGGACAUGAAUGCUACGAAAAUUGAGGCCCCGCAGAAAACUCAACCAAAUAGUGAAAAUAAAAAAACGACACUUUUUGUUUUUUACCUGCCUCCCCAUUGGAAUGACCAAGAUUUAUUCGAUAAAUUUAAAACCUUCGGAAAUUUGGAAAGCGCCACGGUCGCCAAAAAAAAUGACAAAACGAGUAAAGGGUACGGUUUCGUUGUUUACACGGACCCCCACAGCGCCGCAAUGGCCAUAUCAAAUAUGAACAAGGUGGAAGUGUACACAGGGAAGCGGCUCAAGGUCCUGUUAAAGUCCAGCUCCAACGAAAACAGCAAGAAGAAGAUAAAACCCGGGUGCACCAUUUUCGUUUUUUAUUUACCAAAUGACUGGAGUGAUAAGGAUUUGAAGAGGCACUUUUCGCACUACGGAAACAUCCUGGGCGCAACGAUAAAAAGAGAAACGAACGGAAAGAGCAGAGGGUACGGCUUCAUUAACUUCGAGAAUCAGCAAAGUGCCAUCAAUGCCGUGGCCGGUAUGAAUGGAUUCAACGCGGGCAACAAAUAUUUAAAAGUCUCCAUAAAAAAGGGGGAGGAACAGUAUUUGGCCCCACAGUACCUAAACAUCGAUCGAAUGGGAAACAAUUCCUACGGGUCGCCACCUCCGCCUCCCCCACCCAUGACGUGCCAUGGAAACGACUCACCCAACUUCGGAAACGGCGAUAUGUAUUCCAUCCAAAGCACUCUACCCAACAGUAGAUUCAACUCCCGAGUUUCAACCAAUGAAAUGCACCAAUCUUUUAUAAAUUCGCAGUAUGGCCACUUCCCCUAUAACUUCUUCAAAAAUAAUGAGCAGGCGCCAUACAUGCAGAGAUCUUACAACAAGAAUUACAACAACAUGGGAAAGACUUAAAGUGUUUAAGCGCCACCAAGAGAAGGAGGGCUUGUGGAGCUGAUUUUUAUGUAAGCGUUUGUUGGGCCCCCCUUUAAUGGGCAUACCUCCGCUGGGCCCCCGCCUCUUCUGGGCAAAAUACCUUCGUUGAAUCUGCCUCUUCUGGGCAAAAUACCUUCGUUGAAUCUGCCUCUUCUGGGCAAAAUACCUUCGUUGAAUCUGCCUCUUCUGGGCAAAAUACCUUCGUUGAAUCUGCCUCUUCGGGGCAAAAUACCUUCGUUGAAUCUGCCUCUUUGGGGCAAAAUACCUUCGUUGAAUCUGCCUCUUCUGGGCAAAAUACCUUCGUUGAAUCUGCCUCUUCUGGGCAAAAUACCUUCGUUGAAUCUGCCUCUUCGGGGCAAAAUACCUUCGUUGAAUCUGCCUCUUCGGGGCAAAAUACCUUCGUUGAAUCCGCCUCUUCUGGGCGAAAUACCUUCGUUUAACCCGCCUCUUCUGGGCAUACCUCCGUUGGGCCCGCCUCCACUAGGCACACAUUUGAUGGGCGUACAUUUCAAGGACGUAGAUUUUCCGCGUGUCCGUUUCAACGUGCCGAUUUUACGCAUGCACGCGCCCCCCUGCAUGCAUGGCACGCGUUUGUGUGUACCCACGCAUACGCGCUCAUAUGUAGAAUCUCAUUGAAUUAAAAAGAGUCAACCCGAAGUAGUGCUAAUUAGUGCUAAUUAAUGCCAACUGCUACCCCUUCGUGCGAGUUUCCAGCAUGCGUUCGUUCAGACAGCGAGACACUCACCCACACCUACACGCAAUAGGUACGCAUGUCCCGCACGAAUACACCCUCACCCGCGCACACAAAAGCAAACACAAACAAACAAACAAUCAAACAAUCAAUCAAACAAACAACCAAACAAACAAACGCCAAAACACACCAAAACACACCGCUAUCCGUGCACACGCAACCAGGGUUACACAUUCUCCCCAUGAUGUACUCUCCCCCACCAUCUAAUUAAAGCAAACAUAACACCCCCUCACCAAACGAACCAUGUAUGUUUUCUUGUAACCCCCCACAGCAUUUUUCCACACUUUUUUUUUUUGAUGACUUUUAAUCUUGAUAAUUUAUAUGAGGACUUCUGAAAAAAAAAAGUUCGUGAAGUUUUUCAUGCGGCUGUUUAGAGGUUUUUCACGGCGUUGCCGCGGCGUGGCUGCGACGUUGCUGCGAAGUCGCUGCGAUGUUAUUUGCGAAGCUAUUUAUGUGCCUACCAACAUUUCUUUUUUUAUUUAACUUCCGUAAAACUUACCACACAAUCCUCCC